UGAUGCCCAAAACAAUCCCAAAGAUGCUUAACUCUAAGCUCGGCCUCUACCUCUUUUGUCUCAUUGAGAUUUUUUGUAUCUUUUCAUGUGCAGGAAAUUCCAACAUGAAGAGUUGCGCAGAGACAGAUAAGCAAGCACUUCUCAAGUUAAAAGAUGACUUUGUUGAUGAAGGGGGCAUUCUUUCUUCCUGGGAAAGAGAAGUUGAUUGCUGCGAGUGGAAAGGAAUUUCAUGCAAUAAUUUAACUGGUCAUGUCACCCACUUGAAUCUCACAUCUUCUGAUCGUUCUACUAAAUUGAAAGGUACAAUCAAUGCUUCACUGUGUGAGUUGCAGCGUCUAACUUUGUUGGAUCUCAGUUUUAAUGAUUUUGAAGGACAAAUGAUCCCAAAGUGCAUCGGUUCACUUGGUCAUUUGACAGAGUUGAAACUGAGAAAAGCUAAACUCACAGGCAUCAUUCCUUGUGAAUUGCAGAGUUUGUCCAAUCUUCAAACUCUUGAUCUUGGAGGUAAUUAUAAUGUAAUUUCGAAUAGUCUUGAGUGGGUUUCUCACCUUUCUUCUUUAAGAUAUCUCGAUUUGGCACAAGUUAAUCUAAUUCGAGCAACUGACUGGCAAUCAUCAAUAAGCAAAAUCCCUUCUUUGAUAGAGCUUCACUUAAAUGACAGUCAACUUCCUGAAGUCAAUCCCAUACCCUCUUACCACAUGAACUCUUCCACUCAUCUGAGAGUCCUCAAUCUUGGACGAAAUAAUUUGAGCUCUUUGACACUAUCUUGGGUGUUUAAAUUGAGCAAAGUCUUCGUACAUCUCGACCUCUCAUCUAAUUCUCUGCAGCAUAUUGCUCCAGAUGCUUUCAUAAAUUGACUUCUCUUCAAUAUCUUGAUCUUUCUUACAAUAAGCUUGGGAUUAACUCAAUAAAAUCCUUUUGUAAUUCGUGCCAACUCAAACAGUUAUUGCUGUCCUUCAACAACUUGUCUGGACAACUAAGUCAUUGGAUGCAACAAUCAUGUUGCUUCCAAAAUGGUAUAGAGGAGUUGGAUCUGAGUCAAAACCCAUUCGUCAGUGAACCAUUUCCUAAUUUUUCAUCAUUUUCAUCUUUGGUGACACUACGCCUUAGAAAUACCAGUCUCUGUGGGUCUGUUUCACAGGUGAUCCCACAAUCAUUUGGGCCCCUGCAUAGUCUUAAACAUUUGGACCUAAGUCAGAACAAUUUGAGUGGGUUAGCGUCAGGGUUCACGCAACUUCUAUCAUUGAGGACUCUAGAUUUGUCCCACAAUGAAUUUAAUGGGUUCCUUCCAAACACCCUGGGUCAACUUUCUGAUCUUGAUACAUUGAUACUUUCUUCAAAUAAUUUAAGUGGAUUGAUCAGUGAAGCACAUAUAUCAACUCUAUCAAAUUUGAGAAUUUUGGAUGUCUCCCGGAAUUUAAUUUCUUUUAACUUCAGUUCAAAUUGGGUGCCGUCUUUUCAACUGUAUCAAUUAUUUGCAUCAUCAUGUAAAAUCGGUCCUAACUUUCCAUUGUGGCUCAAAAAUCAAAAGCGACUGGAGUUUCUAUAUAUUUCUGACGGUGGAAUUUUUUAUAACAUUCCUGAGUGGUUUUGGGACUUGACUCCAGGUUUGAAAUACUUGGAUCUUUCCAAUAACAAAAUCCAUGGCACCGUGCCAGAGAUCACUACGCGACAAGGAUUACUAUUUGUUGACAUGUCCAAUAAUUCAUUGUCAGGAAGACUUCCAAAUCAUUGGGAGUAUUUUGAAGACUUGGAGUUUCUGAAUUUGGCAUUUAAUAAAUUGUGGGGUGAAAUACCCAAUUCAAUUGGUACUUUGAAUCACAUUAAGUCUAUCCAUUUAAAUGACAACAACUUCUCUGGCGAAAUGCCAUCUUUCAUGAAUUCUACCCUGUUGUUGUUCAUUGAUCUUGGACAGAACAAUUUAUGUGGAAUGUCACCUGAAUCGUUGGGGAAUAACUUGCCUAAUUUGAUUGUUUUGGUUCUACGGGCAAACAAGUUACAAGGAAACAUACCUACAACCAUAUGUAAUCUAAUGCAUCUUCAAAUCUUGGAUCUUUCUCAGAAUGAGAUUCUAGGAAUCAUACCUCCUUGCCUUGACUCCUUGUUUUCCAUGACAAGUGUGGUUUCGCCGGGACAGCUGAUUUCUUAUUCAAAUGAGGAUCGUGAGAGGGAAACUAUUGACUACGUUUUCAAGGACAGGGCAAUUCUGGUAUGGAAAGGAAGUGUAAUUAUGCCCUCAAUGCUUUUGUCGUCUUUAGCAACAAUUGAUCUAUCUAACAAUCACUUACAAGGGGAGAUCCUUGAUAGCAUAACAAGACUUUUCAGGAUUGUAUUCUUUAAAUCUUUCAAGCAAUAGUCUCACAGGAUUCAUUCCCCAUAACAUGGGUCAGCUACAAUAUUUGGGGGCACUUGAUUUAUCAAGCAAUUCUCUUUAUGGUGGAAUUCCAGCAAGCUUCUCGAGUUUGUGUUUUCUCUCGGUCUUGAAUUUGCCCUUCAACAAUUUAUCAGGAGAAAUUCCUCGCGGCCCCCAAAUGCAGACCUUUGAGGCUUCCAGUUAUAUAGGAAACCAAGGACUUUGUGGCCCACCUAUUAGUCAAGAAUGUCCGAGAGGACCGAGAGAAGCAGCAAAUUCUAAUCAACUGAAAAACCUGGGAUUCUACAUCAGCGUGCUUUUUGGAUUCACCAUUGGAUUUUGGGGAGUGUGUGGAACUUUGAUCCUCAAAAGUUCAUGGAGACGAGCCUAUUUUCAAUUCUUCAGUGACAUGAAUGAUUGGAUUUAUGUCCAAGCAUCCCUCUUCGUGCCAAGAUUGAAGCGAAGAUUUCAACACCAAGAGGUACUUGGAGGAGCAAAUCGCUAAAAUUGCCUACCAACUGCAAGGGCGGCAGGACCUUUUCUCACGUGCAAACUCCUGAUUGAGUGAUUCGGUGCUUAAAUAAUGUAGGAAAAAAAAAUAAAUUUUUGCCUCUUAUUGAAUUUUACUUUUAAUACC
Molecule: messenger RNA, 2990 nt
Organism: Prosopis cineraria
Lineage: Eukaryota; Viridiplantae; Streptophyta; Magnoliopsida; Fabales; Fabaceae
Product: receptor-like protein EIX2
Exons: 2
Coding region: 989-2356 (455 amino acids)
Molecular function (GO): protein binding
Source: RefSeq, a predicted model, not a curated record